Molecule: messenger RNA, 1245 nt
Organism: Dictyostelium purpureum
Lineage: Eukaryota; Evosea; Eumycetozoa; Dictyosteliales; Dictyosteliaceae
Exons: 2
Coding region: 1-1245 (414 amino acids)
Cellular component (GO): cytoplasm
Molecular function (GO): protein binding; oxidoreductase activity, acting on a sulfur group of donors, disulfide as acceptor
Source: RefSeq, a predicted model, not a curated record
AUGAUGAACUUUAAUAGAUUAAUAUUAAAAAACAAUAAUAAUAUUAAAUUAAUAAUUAAAAAUAGUUUUCUUACAAACAGGGUUACAUUUACAAGUUCAAUUAGAAACUAUGGUAGAUAUAAUAGCUCAACAACUACAACAAAUGAAACUCUCUCACCAAGACAACAAGAGAUUAAAUCAAGAAUGUCAAAAGAAGAAUACGAAUAUCAUCAAGAAAGAAUGAGAUAUGAAGAAGGUAAAUCAGAUUUGGUUUUUAAUAAAGAUUUAAAAGCAGAAAAAAAAGAACAAGAAUUAAAAGAACAAGAGAAAUAUUCCACCGAACCAUUAAUCUAUGAUGUAUCCAUGAAGAACUUUAAUGAUGUAACUAUGAAUUCAAAACCACCAGUUAUUUUAAAUUGUUAUUCAAAUAAAGGCGAUUUAUCAAAACUAUCAAACGAAGCAUUAGAAGCAUAUGCAAAAGAAUAUGCAGGCUGUUUUGUUCUUGCCAAGUUGGAUGUCGAUAGUAAUAUUGAAAUAGCAGCAGAAUUAAAAAUUACAAAGUUACCAACAAUGUUUGUUAUACAUAAUCGUGAAGUUCUUCAACAAUUUGUUGGAUUACCAAAUCACGAGGCAUUGGACGAGUUAAUUCAAAGAUUGAUAACUCUAUCAGGUGGAUUAGUUAAUGGUAAAACUAUUGAUCAAAAUCAAGCAAUUGCAGAAAACUAUAUUAGAUCCAAUCAAGAUGACAAAGCUCUCGAAAUUUAUAAUAUGCUUUUAGAAAAAGAUACAACACAAUCAUUUAGAACACUUUUAGGUUUAGUCCAAUGCUAUACUAAUUUAAAUAAUGAAGAAAUGGUAAAUCAAACUCUUUCAACAAUUAAAGAAAAAUUCCCAAAUGAAUUAGAUCACAGAAAAAUUUCAAUUUGCAAAAGAAUUUUAGAUUUAAAAAAAGAGGUCUCAAAGGCAGUCGAACAAUACAAAAAUAUCUCAGUCUCUGAAUUUGAAAAUAAAAUCAAGGAAAAUCCAAACGAUAACGAUUCCAAAUACGAUGUUAGUCUUUUAUACUAUCAACAAGGUCAAUAUGAAAAAGCCAUUAAUCAAUUAUUAGAAAUCAUAAAGUUUAAUAAAAAAUAUACUCGUUCAAAUGUCCCAGAUAGUAAUGAUUCUGCUAAAAAUUUAUUAAUUAAAAUUUUUGAAUCUUUAGAUAACCAAGAUCCUUUAGUUAUAAAAUCAAGAAAUAAAUUAAAUAAUAUUUGGUUUUCAUAA